Trypanosoma conorhini is the source of this 2622-nucleotide messenger RNA. RefSeq lists its product as uncharacterized. The transcript has a single exon. Lineage: Eukaryota; Euglenozoa; Kinetoplastea; Trypanosomatida; Trypanosomatidae. The record is from RefSeq and is a predicted model, not a curated record. The coding region runs from base 1 to 2622 and encodes 873 amino acids.
AUGAUGGAUCUCCCCACGCUACACCGCUACUUUGCGGUGGCGGAGGAGCUGUAUGCAGCCGGGCAUCGCCUACAUGCGUUUGCCACGCUGCAUGCCCUUAUCGCGACCCCAGCCAUCCUCCCACCGUACUAUCGUCGGGAGGAAAUUCUCUGUCGGGUGCGUGCAGCCGAGAUGCUGCUGUACAACUCCUCGCCGCCGCAGCGAGGCAAAAAAAGUGUAGCGAGCGGCAAUGCCGCGCCGUCAGCGACAAUGGCACGACUGGAUUUGGCGUAUUCUGUGUUGUCACCGAUGAUUUCUUCGCGCUGCUACUUGGAAGGCGUCGUCGUCUCCCCGCUGCUGUGGGGUGGCGGCCACCGCGACGCCGCGGCCGUCGCCGUCGGAGAACUACAAGAAGCAACAGAAGUGGAUGUGGGUCAGGAAGAGGAGGAGGAGGAGGAGGAGGAGGGCGAGAGUAGAGUCGUGCCCGUGGCGUUAGUUGUCAAGGCGUACGUGUUGGGUGCGAUCGUGCAUCGCCGCCGGCUCCGACACACACAAGCGGUGAAGUGUGUCGAGGCGGCUGAGCAGUGGUGCAGUACCGCCUUCCACGCGCCGCUUGCCGGCCUGGCGACGAGCCUCGCAGACGACGCGGCAGCGGAGGCCCAAAAGAAGGAAGAAAAACGCUGCUGUGACGCCUUCCUCGCCGUGGAGUUCUGUCGUGUGUACUACUCGCAGCUUAUGAGCGCCGCAACGUCCGUUGCCGCGGUAACUCGCACGCCGAAUGCGGCGGCUCUUCAUAAUGCACGCGCACACGCCUUGGACCGGCUGCUCUAUCAUGCAAAGGACUACGUAAGUUACGCCGCAUCCACUGGUUUGGAAAAACCUUCUCUUGACAAGGAAACCGGCAAGCAGUGUAGCUCACUCUGCUUUUCCUCUUCAGCUAAUUCGUUUUCCAUACGGGCAGCGGCGCGCGUAAUGGCGCACUACUACUGUGCCGCAUUACUCCUUGACCAUCAAGUGGUAGAGGCGGAACGACACAUGCAGCGGUGCGAUGUGCUUUUUGGUGUUUCUCCGGAGCUGCAGUCCAUGAUGCAGCUCAUCGCAGUGGGCCUGCGGGGACCGUUGGGUUGGGACGGGCCGCGAGGAGUGAAGCGGCAGCGCGGUGAGCCGGAAGCGGCCGAAUAUCAAGUUGCAACGGAUGAGCGAGGAGCGUCGUCGAGGGAGGAACUGCGCUGGCUUUCCGACGGUUUGUUGGCGGCAGUGCAGUCCUACUUGGCCACGCACGCAGCUGCGAUGGAUACUCCGGCUGCCGCGGCAACCUUGUCGUCCCACUUAGUGCCAACAAGUCCCCCUGUUGGGGCAUACACAGAGGGCGAUGGUAUUGGUCAAGGGAUAAAGAAUACGGUGCGUUGUCUGUUCGAAGGCACGCUUCGUUGCAUUGACGAGCAGUUGACGCUUCUAACCACAGAGACCAGCCACGGUUGCGAGUUGCACAACCCACGAAAAGGUCUGCUCUACAGCUCUCCCUCGGCUGAGAUUCGUUUUUUGGUGCUGCUGAAGUGUGCUGCACUAGUGACAAUGAGUACGUAUGCGCUUUCGCAGCUGUGGCUGGUGGAGGCUGUGGGGCACCUCCAUCAGCUGCGCCGCUACAUGGACGUCUUCCACAAGCACACGAGAAGUCUACGGGUGCACUAUCAUCUCAUCGUCUCCCAGCUGACCUCAAUGCUGUCGCUGCGGCAUCUCUCUGGUGAAGGCCAUGUGGCAAAAGUCAAACAUACGGGUGAACACAAGCGACACUCUGAGAAGGAUGAGGAAGAACGCACUGCUGGGUUUGAUGUGGGUUUGCCAUAUGCACAUGUCAUUGCUGCAGAGGCGGCGGCGUUAAAUGCCGCUGCUGUUUGCCUUUGUAGCCCAUCCACGCUGCUACUUGUGUCGCUUAUGAAGGGAGUCGCAAUUUCUCACGCGGCCCGUGUGGGGUCUGCACUUCACCUCAGCGAUGACGGAGUCACAAUUACGGGCCUCACUGUCCACCAGCGGCAUCGUUGCGCCAUGGCUCUCAUCCAUGUGCUGGAGGCGCUCGAGACAAGCUUUGACGCGGCAACUAUGAAAAAAGAAGAAAGGGGAAAAGAUGGCGAGGAACGCAGUCUGCAACAAAGGGGGGCUGCAUGGACUGUGCCCAAUCACGUGCUUUUGCUCAUCCUUCGUGGUGUGGCUGCCAUGUCAGAGGAAAAGGACGAGUUAGCCGCAACCUGCAUGUUUAAGGAUGCCCUGCAGCAGGUGAGCCGAUACCUGGGACCCACCAGUGGUGCUGCCGCGGAGUCCUUGUAUCUUCUUGCAAUGGCGUACAAUGAGUCGGAACGGGUAGAGCUGCAUCCAUGCGAAUCCCCCACGCCUGUCACAGAAAGUGCUAAUGAGUUGCUUUUUGCUGCUGCCAAUGGGGCGACUGAUAAUGCACGACGCAACUUUUCGCUCGCUUGGCAGGUGGCGUUACAUGCGAGGCGGUUGACGCUGCUGCACUGCGUCUUGGCCCUGCAGGAGAGCGACAGGAAAGAAAGUUAUCGACACAUCGUGGACGAAUGGAGUAUGGAGUUGCACCGCGUGUGUUCAUUUAUGCGACGAGAGUUAAUGGAGGUGGUUUCUUUGUAG